CUGCCUUCACACUCCAGCUUCCGUAGAUUCACUGUGGUCAUCUCAGUUAUAUCAUACGCUUUUUUGUACGGUUUCAACCCGCACGAGAUCGUCCGCCGCCGACAGCUACGUUAUUGUGUAAUUUGCAAUAAAUGAAACGACUGAUUGAGAUAAGUAAUGGAGUCAUGAACAAAUAAGGGGUUUGAAAACCUCGUAGGCUACGGGUGCAACGUUAAUUCUCAACUAGACGGUGAGUAAGAUUAGGCCUACUAUGAGUUAAAGAUGUCGCGAAAUAACGUUUGCUACCUCAGAGGACCCUUCAGUCAAUUAAUUCGUGGAACAUAAUGACAUUCUAGAAUUAUGAACCGGGUUUUAUGACAUGUAGCCAAUUUUUCUUUCCGGAAUAUUGUAGAAUACAAUUAAGUCAAUUAAUUAAUUUUCGGCGAAGUAGCGAAAAGUUAUAGGAAUAAAUGACCGUAGCCUACUAUAUUUGGGAGUCCAUUACUCUGGAUUUGUCCGAAAUCAGUCCACACUUUCUGGUGAAAAGCAAUGUCCCGGUCACAUGGGCGUUGCUAGACCCCUUUUACUGGGGCACGUGCCCCAGUAUUGAUCUGCUGUGCCCCAGUAAAAUCUCAUGUUAGAGUUUUAACAGGCUCCUAUAUUUGGAAGUGGAUUAAUGUAGAUUGAUAAUAACGGGAAAAGAAUUAUUUUUUUUCUAAUCCACAAUAUCAAAGCAACGCAGUUUAACCCAAAAUACAAGCUGAGGGGCGCACCUUGGGGUCCUGGUCCGUACACUGUGGCGCGCACAUUACUGUCCGUGCACGGCAGUGUGCAUGUGGUAGGCAUUCAAGAAAAAAACUGUGUGAUUUGAGUAAUGGGGGACCUGUGCCCCAGUAGAGCUUUAUGUCUAGCAAUGCCCCUGCCCGGCCAUAUGCAUACGGAAUAUGAAGUUGAUUUAGGCUACUGUGAAGAAUCUGAAGAUUCUGAAGUGAAUAGCACAUAAACCUUUAUUGACUCUAUACCAGUGGUCCCCAACCCUGUUCCUGGUGGUCCACUGUCCUGUUGGUUUUCACUCCGACUCACGCUAGAGAUCUUGUUGGGCUGCUGUUUCGUAGAAUCAGGUCUACCAAAUUAGGGUUGAGAUGAAAAACUACAGGGCGGUAAAUCUCUAGGAAUGGGGUCGCGAACCACUGUCCUGUAUAUUGUUACAAUUCAUUCUUUGUCAUUUGUAAUGUUACUGUCCUCUUUUUCAGACAUGUUCUAUAAGUCAGGCCCAUGGAAUUUGUUAGGGACAGCUUAUUUCAUGUUUUGCUUACAUUGAUACUGAUGUCAGUCAGUUGAAAAUAAUUAAAUUCAAGGCAACUCCACAACCCAAGACAGGAAUGUGAAUGGAUUGAAGGAAAUUGUCGUUUGGCCAUGGCCAGUCCAGUCUUCAGGCUGCUGUGCAAGAUCUUGUGUUCUGCUGGUUUCUUCUGUUUUAUCUUGCAGGAGGGUUUAUUUUCUCAUGGGGGCGACAUAGCUCAGGAGGAGCUGCACUUCUGCACACCUUUGAGCAGCAGUAUGAUGCAGGCAGGAGUCUGUCUGAGACAGGAUACUGAGACAAUACUACCAGAGCUUACUGAGCAGCACAGGAUCAGACAGAAAGAAGAGGAACUCAGUGGACUGGAGAUUUUCCACAUGGCAGAGUCAGAGACAGAGUGUGCUGCAGCAGGACUCAACACACUGGAGCCGGAGUGUGUUACAGCACACAGCAGGGAGCUGCACUUCUGCACACCUUUGAGCAGCAGUAUGAUGCAGGCAGGAGUCUGUCUGAGACGGGACACUGAGACAACACUACCAGAGCUCACUGAGCAGCACAGGAUCAGACAGAAAGAAGAGGAGCUCAGUGGACUGGAGAUUGUCCACAUGGCAGAGUCAGAGACAGAGUGUGCUGCAGCAGGACUCUACACACUGGAGCCGGAGUGUGUUACAGCACACAGUGGGGAGCUGCACUUCUGCACACCUUUGAGCAGCAGUAUGAUGCAGGCAGGAGUCUGUCUGAGACAGGACACUGAGACAGCACUACCAGAGCUCACUGAGCAGCACAGGAUCAGACAGAAAGAAGAGAAACUCAGUGGACUGGAGUCUAUCCACAUGGCAGAGUCAGAGACAGAGUGUGCUGCACCAGGACUCAACACACUGGAGCCAGAGUGUGUUACAGCACACAGCGGGGUCAGUGAUGUACACCACACACACAUAUCACUGAUUAAAACAGAAACUGAUCUGGGCUCCACCCACACUGGAGAUCUUAAGACAGAGAGGCUCGACAGUACAGAGCUGGGAUAUGUAAUCAGUUUGCAUGCUGACCAAAUAAAAACGGAGACUGAUGAUGGAGGAUACCAUAAUGCAGAACACAUUAGUGGCUUGCUGGAUGUUAAUUAUAUUAAUAUUGAAUCGGAUCAAAUUAAGUGUGAGUCUGCUGAAAGUUUAGUGAGUGGUCUCAUGAAUGCUGUGAUGACUGGAGCUGGUGUUGAUCAUAACGACCAGACUGAACCGUGGCAGUGUGCAGGACAGCCAAACACAGACUGUAAAAAAGAAGAAAUUCCUGAUCACCCAACCCAAUUUGGGGACUUAAAUCAUCACUGUCAUAUGAACAAUGAGAUUAGUCAGACGAGAAUUGUCGAGAAAAGUGUUGGCAGUAGCAAAAAAAAUAUUUGCCACAGAACGAAUGUGAAAACUGAGCCCAUGAUCACUAAUUCAAGUAAAAGCCCAAGUCUUUUGAAUUUCUUUCAAAAUGAGACAUUUCAUAGUAACAACAGUGAAAUUAAUACCAGUGAAAAGCCAUACAAAUGCACACAGUGUGAGAAGUGUUUUAAUACCAAAUCUGGUUUAAAUAGCCAUCACCAAGUCCAUACAGGUAAAAGACCCUACAAAUGUUUUCAGUGUGAGAAGUGCUUUUCCAGAAAAUUUAAUUUAAAUACCCACCAGAGAAUUCAUACAGGGGAAAAGCCCUACAAAUGUUCUCAGUGUGGAAAUUGCUUUUCCACAUCAUCUCAAUUAAAUACCCACCAUCGUUUUCAUACUCGUGAAAAGCCCUACAAAUGUUCUCAGUGUGGAAAUAGCUUUUCCACAUCAUCUCAAUUAAAUACCCACCAUCAUUUUCAUAGUCAAGAAAAGCCCUACAAAUGUAGUGUGUGUGGGAAGUGCUUUUCUACAUCAUCUGUGUUAAAUAGGCAUCAGAAAAUUCAUACAGGUGAAAGGCCCUACAAAUGUACUCUGUGUGGAAAGUGCUUUUCUACAACAUCUAUUUUAAGUAGCCACCAGAAAAUUCAUUUAGGUGAAAAGCCGUACAAAUGUACUGAGUGUGGGAAGUGUUUUUCCCGAGUGAGUAUUUUAAAUGACCACAAGAUUGUUCAUACAGGUGAAAAGCCACACGUAUGUGCUCAGUGUGGAAAGUGUUUUUCCCGAGUAAGUAUUUUAAAUGACCACAAGAUUGUUCAUACAGGUGAAAGGCCAUACAUAUGUAUUCUGUGUGGAAAGUGUUUUUCACAGGAAAGUGCUUUAAAUCGCCACAAGAUGAUUCAUACAGGUGAAAAGCCAUACACAUGUACUCUGUGUGGAAAGUGUUUUUCACAGAAAAGUGCUUUAAAUCGCCACAAGAUGAUUCACACAGGUGAAAAGCCGUACAAAUGUACUGAGUGUGGGAAGUGUUUUUCCCGCAUAGGUGCAUUAAAUCACCACAAGAUGAUUCAUGCAGGUAAAAAGCCUUACAAAUGUCCUCUGUGUGGGAAGUGCUUUUCUACAACAUCUAUUUUAAAUAGCCACCAGAAAAUUCAUUCAGGUGAAAAGCCCUACAAAUGUCCUGAGUGUGGUAAGUGUUUUUCCCGAGUAAGUAUUUUAAAUGACCACAAGAUUGUUCAUACAGGUGAAAAGCCAUACACAUGUACUCUGUGUGGAAAGUGUUUUUCACAGAAAAGUGCUUUAAAUCGCCACAAGGUGAUUCAUACAGGUGAAAAGCCAUACACAUGUACUCUGUGUGGAAAGUGUUUUUCACAGAAAAGUGCUUUAAAUCGCCACAAGAUGAUUCAUACAGGUGAAAAUCCCUACAGAUGUACUGAGUGUGGGAAGUGUUUUUAUCACAUAGGUGCAUUAAAUAGCCACAAGAAAAUUCAUUCAGGUGAAAAGCCCUGCAAAUGUUCUCAGUGUGGGAAGUGCUUUUCUACAACAUCUAUUUUAAAUCGCCACAAGAAAAUUCAUUCAGGUAAAAAGCCAUACAAAUGUACUGAGUGUGGGAAUUGUUUUUCCCGAAAAAUUGAUUUAAAUCGUCACAAGGAGAUUCAUAUAGGUAAAAAGGCCUACUGUUAGUGUACUCGGUGUGGGAAAUGUUUGAAUACAUAAACUAAUUUAAAUAUUUGUCAGCAUGUUCUUAUGGAUGAAGAGUACUACUUUUGUAUUUAGUGUUGUAAGUGUCUUAAUAUAAAGUUUGCCUAUGAGUGUAUACAGUGCAGGAAACUGAACAUUGUGCCAGAUAAUUCAUACAGAUGAAAAGCCCAAAAGAAAUGUAUUUAUUUUGGGAUGUGUUUUUCAGAAACAAUGCUUUCUGAUAAACAAAUGACAGACCAUUGAUGUGGGUCAGUGGGUAGGUUUGUCAUUGUUGCAUCAUAAUUGCCACGAGGUAAAAUUCCCAGCGAAAGUCCUCAGUGUGUCUUUUUUUCCCCAAAAUCUACAUUAAACACCAGAGAAUUUAUUUGCUUUUUAUUGAACCUUUUUUUUUAACCAGGGUAGGUUCACUGUGCACGGAUGCUCUUUUACAGGAACGCCCUGCUUCACACUGAUACACAUUCACACCUGGGAGCUGCCCAGCACAACCACAAUCCUCCAUUGUUGGCCACUGAGCAGCUCCACUGGAGGGAGAGAACGUUUUUUAGCCAAUUAAAUCGGGAUGAUGAGGUGGCAAGUUUUGGCGAGAGCCAAAUCUUGGAUUUUAGCCAGGACACCAGGGAACCCCCUACUCUUUGCGAAUAGUGUCAUGGGAUCUUUAAUGACUGCAGUGAGUCAGGACCUCGGUUUAACGUCUCAUCCGAAACGCAGCAUCUCCU
Messenger RNA from Anguilla anguilla (European eel), 5057 nucleotides. Its product is annotated as oocyte zinc finger protein XlCOF6-like. Gene Ontology annotation, biological process: negative regulation of transcription by RNA polymerase II. Gene Ontology annotation, molecular function: DNA-binding transcription repressor activity, RNA polymerase II-specific; RNA polymerase II cis-regulatory region sequence-specific DNA binding. The transcript is spliced from 6 exons. Bases 1396 to 4323 code for a protein of 975 amino acids. NCBI's taxonomy places the organism in Eukaryota, Metazoa, Chordata, Actinopteri, Anguilliformes, Anguillidae. The record is from RefSeq and is a predicted model, not a curated record.